GUUCAACCACUUCACUUGCGGUCCAUACUCCUGACGAUAAUGGUUCUAUCUGUGAUCGUUCUACUAGCUCUUCCAAUCAUCGCUUACCUCGUGCUACGAUGGAAACAACGCCGAUUCUAUCAAAUAUCUGCCGAGCUUCCGGGACCCGUAAGUUACCCUUUGAUCGGAAGUGCACAUCUGUUCAUCGGAAAGACCAACGAAGAGCUGUUUGCCAUUUUGAACGGUUUCGUGAAAACGUAUUCAUCUCCGUGUCGAGGAUGGCUCGGUCCUAAGUUAUUCGUUUUCAUCGACAACCCGGAAGACAUACAGGUGGUCUUGAAUUCGCCAAACUGCUUGGAGAAAGCCGAAAUUUACCGUUUCAUUAGAAGUCUCAAUGGACUGUUCACUUCACCGGUUAGCAUUUGGAAGGUUCAUAGGAAAUUAUUGUCCCCGUGUUUUAGUCCAGUAGUUUUGUCUAGUUUUAUUUCAAAGUUCAACUUGAAAAGUGCAACUUUGGUGCAACAUGUAGGGAAGAAUAUAGGACGAGCGGAAUACGAUUCAUAUGGCGAUAUUUCAAGAUGCACGUUGGAUAUGAUUUGUGCAACUUUUUUGGGAACCGAUAUGAACUUACAAAGCAAGGAAGGUACAGAAUUUAUCAAAAAUGUUGAGGAUGGCUGUGAGCUGAUCAAUUAUCGUCUCCAUAGAUUUUGGUUGCACCCAGAAUGGAUUUACCGACUAACCAAAUACUAUCGGACAGAAAGAAAAUGCUUUGAAAAUGUUUUCAACAUGUUGAACAAAAUAUGGAAGAAAAGACAAAAGGUGCUAUCCGAAUCUAGGGCAGCUCCACUUGACGAAAGCAUCAGCACGAAGAAGCCCCUGAUAUUCAUCGAUCAAAUCCAGAGAUUAGCAGAAGAAACACAAGUAUUCGACGAAAUUGACAUCCGAGAUGAACUUAGUACAAUCAUAGUGGCAGGAAACGAGACUUCAGCGUUGAGCCUGUCAAAUACGAUACUGAUGCUUGCCAUUCAUCAGGACAUACAAGAAGAGGUUUACAACGAAAUAGUGAACGUAUUAGAAAGUGGUGAUCCUUCGGUUCCAGUCAACAACGAACACCUAUCUAAACUUUGCUACACAGAAAUGGUGAUAAAAGAAACGAUGAGAUUGUUUCCAGUCGGGCCCAUGUUGGGCAGGAAAUGUACGGCGCCAACUCGUAUUUCCAAAUCUACGAUCCCUGAGGGCACCAACAUCAUCCUGGGAGUUAAUAACGUUCACCGGAAUCCGGCAUAUUGGGGACCGGAUGCGAAUCGUUUCGAUCCCAAUCACUUCCUGCCAGACCGGAUAGCAGAGCGCCAUCCAUACGCGUUUCUUCCCUUCAGUGGAGGACCUCGCAACUGCAUUGGCUACAAAUACGCUCUGAUGUCGAUGAAGAUAAUUCUAUGCUAUUUGCUGCGCGCAUAUCGAUUUCGAUCGCCAUUGAAAUUAGACCAGCUGCAACUGACAAUGAGUCUCACUUUGAAAAUUGCAAACAGGAACGUGAUGACGGUGGAACGAAGGGACAAUUAGUAGCUGCCAUGGAAUAUGUCGAAGCAAUCCAAUGGGCUUGUUGGAACUGAUAUUGGGUCAUAAGGGCGAGAAUAAAUCAAAAGUUAAUUUGUUAUGUCAAUUAAAAUAUAGAUGAAAAAAUCAA
Aedes aegypti (yellow fever mosquito) is the source of this 1666-nucleotide messenger RNA. RefSeq names its product cytochrome P450 4C1. The record is from RefSeq and is a predicted model, not a curated record. NCBI's taxonomy places the organism in Eukaryota, Metazoa, Arthropoda, Insecta, Diptera, Culicidae. The transcript is spliced from 4 exons. Bases 40 to 1542 code for a protein of 500 amino acids. Gene Ontology annotation, molecular function: monooxygenase activity; iron ion binding; heme binding.